GACGUGUGACGCUAUUUAUUUAGUUUUAAUAACUUUUGGAACUGCCGUUAUAAUUUAGUCACAUCAUGUUUACAAUUUAAGUGACCUUAGGUCAUAUUUCAUAACUGAUUGAAAAGUCCGCCAUCGAUCGUCUGUGGAAGAGAACGUUAACCCUAAACCACUACUACUACUAGUGCUACUAGUACUACCAACCUGUGUCUCCCAUUUUUUCAUUAUUGCUCAAUUUUUCCAUAGAUUUUUCAUUUCUUUCUUUAUUUUUUGUGGUCCAGGAGGAAUACACCUGAAAAUUUUAAUAGAGAAUUGUCUUAUGCUUGCAUUAGGGUUAUAUAAGGAUUAGAUAUAUGUGUCUUGUAUUUUACAUUAAGGGUACCGGUACUCAUUAUAUAAGCUUGGUAAACUGUUUGCUUAUAUAAUAUAUAGGUCUGAAUAGUCUGAUUAUGGAUGUAUCUAUUGAUUGGUAAGAUAAUGUGAGAAAAAAGAUAGUUAAAAACUGGAUCGGAAGUUCUUAGCUUUGUAUUUAACCAGCCUUAAAAAUGCCACAGAAUAAAGCAUGGCAUUAUCUUGACAAGAAAAAAUUUCCAUUAUGGUGGAAAUUAUCCUUUAAAAUUGCUGGUUUUGCUGUUGCCAUAUCUACUAAGUUUUUUUUGGAAUGGGUAAAUAAAGUUACUGUGUAUAACCGGGAAGCACUUCAUAAGGCAGUUGCAAAUAGAGAUAAGAAUACUGGACUGAUUACACUAGCAAAUCAUUAUAGUUGUCUAGAUGAACCGUUAUUAUGGGGUGUUUUACAGCUAAAAUAUUUAAUACAUCCAGAGAGGAUUCGUUGGUCGUUAGGAAGCCAUGAUGUUUGUUUUACAAACUAUUGGCAUGCCUUAUUUUUUAGCCUUGGUAAAACAAUACCAGUAGUACGUGGAAAUGGCGUUUACCAAAAAAGUAUGGAUUUUGUUAUUUCAAAACUGAAUAAUGGUAAUUGGGUGCAUCUGUUUCCAGAAGGGAAAGUGAAUUUAGAAAAAGAAAGGCUACGACUGAAAUGGGGUAUUGGUCGAUUAAUUAGUGAAAGUUCAGUAACCCCUAUUGUCUUACCCAUAUAUCAUAUAGGUAUGGACUCAAUUUUACCUAAUAAAACCCCAUAUAUACCUCAAAUUAGGAAAAAGGUGACCUAUCUGGUCGGAAGUCCCAUGGACUUUACUUCUGAUAUUAAAACAUUGUCAGAUUUAAAAAAAUCUCCUAAAGAAAAAAGAAAAUACAUCACAGAUAAAAUACAAGAGGAAUUUUUUAAAUUAAGACUUCAAGCCGAAGAAUUACAUGAAAAGGCAGCAUCUUGAUAGUGUAAAAUGAUGACAGGGACCAUUGUAAUAUAUUGUUUUAAAUGUUUUGUUGUGAUAUGGUAUUACGUUUUAGUGUGUGAGUGUAUCUUUAACUAUUGUAUGUUAAUUUACUAUGAAAUUUUACAUUAAACUAUCUUUGAUACAUA
Messenger RNA from Patella vulgata (common limpet), 1471 nucleotides. Its product is annotated as tafazzin. The transcript is spliced from 8 exons. Gene Ontology annotation, cellular component: mitochondrial membrane. The record is from RefSeq and is a predicted model, not a curated record. Gene Ontology annotation, molecular function: 1-acylglycerophosphocholine O-acyltransferase activity. Lineage: Eukaryota; Metazoa; Mollusca; Gastropoda; Patellidae. The coding region runs from base 534 to 1322 and encodes 262 amino acids. Gene Ontology annotation, biological process: cardiolipin acyl-chain remodeling; inner mitochondrial membrane organization.